Molecule: messenger RNA, 3951 nt
Organism: Plectropomus leopardus (leopard coralgrouper)
Lineage: Eukaryota; Metazoa; Chordata; Actinopteri; Perciformes; Serranidae
Gene: sh3gl1b
Product: SH3-domain GRB2-like 1b
Biological process (GO): synaptic vesicle uncoating
Cellular component (GO): glutamatergic synapse; presynapse; cytoplasm
Molecular function (GO): protein binding
Source: RefSeq, a predicted model, not a curated record
AGUGAUUUCUUGGAAGUGGCUGGUGCAGAUUUGAAGCUCUGUUUAGCGUCAAGAGUGCUCCUUUGCUUGUUUAUGCUUGUUUUUUUCAUUUCGCGAACUUAUUUGUGGACGAUUUUGACACACUUCGCUCCGUUAUCUGCGGUCACAGUAGUAACAAUCAGCCUCGACGUGGACGUGGUCAGUUGGCGUGUCCCGACUUGGAGUGACGGCUGUGCAGUCCUAUGAUUCCUCCGAAACAUUUCUGCGCUGGCCCCUUUUUAUAACAAACUGUAUCGCCAACUUUAGGUAUAUCGUGACCUAUUUUCACCUUCGUUGAAAGUUGAAGACACCCGGGGUUCAAGAUGUCGGUAGCGGGCUUGAAGAAGCAGUUUUAUAAAGCCAGCCAGAUGGUAAGUGAGAAAGUUGGAGGUGCUGAAGGAACCAAACUAGACGAUGACUUCAGAGACUUGGAACGGAAAGUAGAUGUGACCAGUAAAGCCGUGGUGGAGGUAAUCUCCAAAACAUCAGAGUACCUUCAGCCUAACCCAGCAUCACGGGCCAAAUUGUCCAUGUUGAACACCAUGUCUAAGAUCCGCGGUCAGGUGAAGAACCCAGGCUACCCUCAGGCCGAGGGGCUGCUUGGGGAAUGUAUGAGCAAGUAUGGACGGGACCUUGGAGAGGACACUAACUUUGGCGGAGCGCUGGUGGAUGUCGGAGAGGCCAUGAAGAGAUUGGCAGAAGUCAAAGACUCUUUAGAUAUCGAUGUCAAACAGAACUUCAUUGAUCCAUUGCAAGGGCUCUGUGACAAGGACCUCAGAGAGAUACAGCAUCACCUGAAGAAGCUGGAAGGCCGUCGCUUGGACUAUGACUACAAGAAAAAGCGUCAGGGUAAGAUCCCAGAUGAGGAGCUUCGACAGGCCUUGGAGAAGUUUCACGAGUCAAAGGAAGUGGCCGAGACGAGCAUGUACAACCUGCUGGAGACUGACAUAGAGCAGGUGAGCCAGCUCUCAUCGCUGGUGGAGUCCCAGCUGCAGUACCACAGACAGGCUGUGCAGGUGCUGGAGGAGCUGUCUGACAAACUCAGAGACAGGAUGAAUGAUGCUCAGAAUAGACCAAGACGUGAAUACACACCUAAACCCAAACCUAUCUUUGACUUCGGAGAUGACAACCAUUCAAACGGCGGCUACUCAACUUCAAUGGCCCCUCCACCUUCACGCAACUCAGAGCCGUUUUUUCACUUGGCCACAUUGUCCUUUCGGAAACCCAGAUUGUCCCCGGAGCAGCCGAGCUGUAAGGCGCUGUACGACUUUGAGCCAGAGAAUGAGGGAGAGCUGGGCUUCCGCGAGGGCGAUAUCAUCACCCUGACCAAUCAGAUCGACGAGAACUGGUACGAGGGCAUGCUGAACAGCCAGUCGGGAUUCUUCCCUCUCAACUAUGUCGAGGUCCUCGUCCCGUUGCCACACUAAUAUAAAGAGAGCGAGAGAGUUAAGGAGGAGACUGAUGGAGAGGAGGAGGAGAGAGUAAGUAGAAUUAGUAGAGAGGGAGGAAAGCGAAGCCAAGGGAUGGUCUGCAGAAUAUUCAUUUUCACCUUCAGCUCCAACGUCAACAUCACAGACGAGCACUUUUUGUCAUCUGGAGUUCUGGAGAAGAUGGUCACAUUUCAAAGUCCCAUUCCACCCAAAGGUAAAAGGAUCUGAGAUGGACACAACAUGUCAUCACCUGUUAUCUGGCAGUCAGAAACAUUUCCUGAGGACUAACUGAUGACACAUUUCUAAGCAAUAUUUUUCUUUAACCACAACUUACUGAUAAUUUGUAUUAAAUCUGGUGAUUAUUUUGGGGUGACACAUUCAUAUCAUCCUUCUUGUGAAUGCAGUCUGUUUAAAACUCAGGUUUUCAGGCUGGAGAGGCCAAAACAAAACCUCAUAGUAAAUGUCAACUAACUUGACUGACUAUCAUGUCAUUUCAAAACUGAAAACUUUGUCCCCUCAGGACUGGAGCUCAUCUCUUGAUGCCACCUGCUGGCCAGACUGAGAAUUACGUUCAUCUAAACUAAAAUGGAAUUGCGCUCGACUAGAAAUGUAGUUUGUAUCUAAAUGGAAAAAAAUACUGCAAUUGCAUUUUUAAUGACAAAUGAGCAAAAAUUAGCUUCAGAUUUGUGAUUUGGACCGUUUUCAUGUUUGGGCCUAUUUGUAAUGCUCUUUUUAAAGAUCUCUGCAAAAGCUGUGCACUGAUAGCUUCAGGAGACAACAGGCCUGAUUUAGUGAUGUCCCUAUUUUGUUUCAGUAUUUGAUUUACGUUAGUCUCUAUGUGCUACAGUAGCUUUAAAGUAGAACUGCUUACUGAAUAUGUGAGAAAGUGUAAUUGCACCUUGGUCCUCAGAUGAGAUUGAUGUGUGUGUGUGACAGACUUAAUCCACCAUCACACACAGACCCAAAGUUAAAUGCAGAAAUUGCACCUUUUUGUCACUCGAAGCAGGCGUGUGUUUUUCGUGUAGACAUGCAGAAUGAUUAGUUUAGUAGUUGUCUUCUAGUUUGUUCGAUAGAGGAGACAGAGCCAAAAAGUCUUUAUGAAAUGCAAUAGAAACAUAUCACCUGGUGCGCCUGUUUGUCACACUGCUAACUAUUCUGUAACAUAGCCAUAUAUUCAUUUAGUUUUGGGCCUGUUUGUGUCUAGCAUGUUUCGCCUUUUACUUUUGAUCCAUUUGAGGUGCCUGUUAACUUCAUGCCUGAAUAGAUGACGCUGCUGGCAGCGACUCAGUCUUUCAUUUUCAUCACUAAGUGUCCCACUAUUUCUGCCUGCCCUCAUGUCUUUGAGAAUGUGAAACUUACUUUGACCCUGUGAUUCUGAUGAGUCACAACGGCUGUGAUUCAUUCAUCAGUACGUUGGGCUGUUGUAGACAGGUGUCGAUCCUGUUUCAUUGAUCUGUUCAGACAAGGCCGGUUCUUGUUCUGGAUUUAGCGACAGUCCACACCUGCAGAUGGAGUUUAAUCCAACAUACACUGUAAAGUAUGAGGGAAAGACCUGGAGUGAAAGGGAAAACAUCAAGGGAAAAAUCAAUGUAAGCUGUUGUCCAUUUUGACAAAUUUGGAGUUUGUUACCAAACAUGGAUCCUUACCAAACGUAUCGUCAGUUCAGCUGAUUUUGAAUUGUCUAAGGGAGAAAAAAAGUUUAAAUUGUGAUGAAAAAUGUAUGCUGCAGGAUCUUUCUGCUACAUUUCCCCUCGUGUUAUCUGUGUUUGUCCAUCACUCCACGUCACCAAACACUUCCUCCACUCCUGAGUUUGGUCCUUGUCUAAUAUGUUUACAUCUCUGAUCUUACUACAUUUCAAUGCUUGUAUCAAGUUCAGGGCAAAGUUAAAGGGCUGUAGGAGGUGCUGUCUGGAUCACACUGUUAUAAAAAGAAGUCUUUGCUAGCUUUGUUUCAGUGCCUUUGGAAGAGAAAGGAGGGAAAGUACCGCAACUAAUCCAGCAACCAAAACCUAACCUAUCUACUUAAGAAUAUGGUCAAGAAUUUCUUUUCUACUUUUGGUUUUUAUUUCUAGCCAUUGGCACUUUUCCUGUGUAAAGAUAAAAUGCAUGUGUGCAUGUUUCUGCACAUUUCUGACACUACAGACAGUUUCCUGGAUGUGUUGUUUAGACUAAUGUGAGGUUUAUCAGCAGACCACCAGCAGAAACUGUUUUUUAUGUAGAUUUUAAUCCAUGUUUGAAAAAAAAGUCCCACUGAUUUCUUUUUUUUUAAAGGGCUAUGUAUUUGUUUAAUCAGUCUUAAAUGCUCUUUGGAACAGCAUUAAAUCAUUCUGGCUCUCUAUAGUAUUAUUUUUUAUAUACAAGACCUUAAAACAUUUAAAUUAAUCUUUGCAUGUAGUCCUAUAUUACACCUUGUACAUGUAUGUCUUUAGAUUUAAGUUGCCUUUUUACUUUUGGUAUGAGUACAGAAUUUAACCGCAAUAUUUUGUCUUUUAUUAUUGUAUGU